CUGGUAAUUAAAGGACUAACUGAUAUACAAGGAUUGUAGGAUCAUUUGAGUGAAAUAUUCAAUAUAUGUAUAGACCAGUCGCUACUGAUUAUGUAUAAACCUUUCAGAAAUCAGUUUUACACAAUAGUAUUUUCGUUUAUUUCAAACAAUUGUAGCGAUUCCCGUGAGUUUGGGUAAAUGUAUUACUCACUUUAUGUAUGCAGAAAAAUUGGGGAAAAAAUCUGUUCUAAUUUACAAUGUACAUCCUUUAAUGGACGCGAAGUCAUUGUUGAAUUUCUUUAAAUUAUUUGGUGAAAUAACUAGUUUACGCUACUCACCACCUGAAGCUCGAUGUGUCUUUGAAUUUAACAAAUCAGAAUGUGUAGAAAAAAUUCUAGUAUCUCCAAUGAAUACAACUUACGAGUUUGAAUUGACCGAUGUUAACAUUCCUGAAUGCUAUUUAUCUCGGAAUCCUGAAUGGAUAAUAGAUUAUCAAAAGGCCAAAAGUGAUUCGGAAGCGAUUCUACAGAAUUAUUUCAAGAAACGUAUGGAAUACAGUAACAAACCUGAUGAUGACGGUUGGAUCACGGUCAGAAAAGGAAUGAGAUUUUAAUGCGGACUAUAUUUUUACUUCUGCUUCUGUAAAUUUGGUUCAAAUUUGUACAAUAAAUAGUAUUUCAUCAUGAAGUUCAUUUAUGUUUACUUACUUUCAGUCAUCUGUAAUUUUAGAUUUAUGUCUUCACGGAUUUUCUCUGCUUUUAUUGUUAAGACAAUGCAAUAAAUGGAAGUAUUGGUAGUUCGUAACACAAAACAGUAGCCUCCAAUUAUUAUUUGUCUUAAAACUUUGAGUAUUAUAGAAAUAAAC
Messenger RNA from Schistosoma margrebowiei, 844 nucleotides. The record is from the annotation of a GenBank genome assembly. Lineage: Eukaryota; Metazoa; Platyhelminthes; Trematoda; Strigeidida; Schistosomatidae.